AUGUUUAACUACGAACGUCCAAAACACUUCAUCCAAUCCCAAAAUCCAUGUGGCUCCAGACUUCAGCCUCCCGGACCGGAAAUCUCCAGCUACUCUAGCCAGACCAAACAGUCUUCCAUUACCAUCCAACCCCGCCAGUGCACAGAGCAAAGAUAUUCUGCCUCCUCAACUGUGAGCUCUCACAUCACUAUGUCCUCCUCUGCUUUCCCUGCUUCUCCUCAGCAGCUUACUGGCUCCAACCCAGGCCAAAGGGUUACAGCUACUUAUAACCAGUCUCCAGCCAGCUUCCUCAGCUCCAUAUUACCAUCACAGUCUGAUUACAGCAGCAGUAAAAUCCCUUCCACUGUGGACUCCAACUAUCAACAACCCUCAGUAGGCCAACCUGUAAAUGUUAAGUCAUACCAAAACGCAAAUGCUAAGCUCACACCAAGGACUCCUGACCACGAAAUACAAGGAUCAAAAGAAGCUCUUAUUCAAGAUUUGGAGAGAAAGCUAAAAUGCAAGGACAGCCUUCUUCACAAUGGAAACCAACGGCUAACGUAUGAGGAGAAGAUGGCUCGCAGAUUGCUAGGACCACAGAAUGCAGCUGCUGUGUUUCAAGGUCAAAAUGACAGUGAAGCACAAGAUUCAGCACAGCACAAUAUAGAACAUGCACGACUGCAAGUUCCUACAUCACAAGUAAGAAGCAGAUCAUCUUCAAGGGGAGAUGUGAAUGAUCAGGAUGCAAUCCAGGAGAAAUUUUACCCACCUCGUUUCAUUCAAGUGCCAGAGAACAUGACAGUUGAAGAAGGAAGAUUCUGCAGAAUGGACUUCAAAGUGAGUGGACUACCAGCUCCUGAUGUGUCAUGGUAUCUGAAUGGACGACCAGUUCAAUCAGAUGAUUUUCACAAAAUGAUAGUGUCUGAGAAGGGUUUUCAUUCACUCAUCUUUGAAGUGGUCAGAGCUUCAGAUGCAGGGGCUUAUGCAUGUGUUGCCAAGAACAGAGCAGGAGAAGCCACCUUUACUGUGCAGCUGGACGUCCUAGCAAAAGAACAUAGAAGAGCACCAAUGUUCAUCUACAAACCACAGAGUAAAAAAGUUUUUGAGGGAGAAUCAGUGAAGCUAGAAUGCCAAAUCUCGGCUAUACCUCCACCAAAGCUUUUCUGGAAAAGAAAUAAUGAAAUGGUACAAUUCAACACUGAUCGAAUAAGUUUAUAUCAUGAUAACUCUGGAAGAGUUACUUUAUUGAUAAAAGAUGUAAACAAGAAAGAUGCUGGAUGGUAUACUGUGUCUGCAGUUAAUGAAGCUGGAGUGACCACAUGUAACACAAGAUUAGAUGUUACAGCCCGUCCAAACCAAACUCUUCCAGCUCCUAAACAGUUACGUGUCCGACCAACUUUCAGCAAAUAUUUAGCACUUAACGGGAAAGGUCUGAAUGUGAAACAAGCUUUUAACCCUGAAGGAGAGUUUCAGCGGCUGGCAGCUCAAUCUGGACUCUAUGAAAGUGAAGAACUUUAA
This is a messenger RNA of Dama dama (fallow deer), 1497 nucleotides long. It is a transcript of the gene MYOT, whose product is annotated as myotilin. Gene Ontology annotation, molecular function: cell-cell adhesion mediator activity. NCBI's taxonomy places the organism in Eukaryota, Metazoa, Chordata, Mammalia, Artiodactyla, Cervidae. The transcript is spliced from 9 exons. Gene Ontology annotation, cellular component: axon; plasma membrane. The record is from RefSeq and is a predicted model, not a curated record. Gene Ontology annotation, biological process: homophilic cell-cell adhesion; dendrite self-avoidance; axon guidance. Bases 1 to 1497 code for a protein of 498 amino acids.